Cucurbita pepo subsp. pepo (vegetable marrow) is the source of this 3149-nucleotide messenger RNA. RefSeq names its product Tetratricopeptide repeat (TPR)-like superfamily protein. Gene Ontology annotation, molecular function: protein binding. NCBI's taxonomy places the organism in Eukaryota, Viridiplantae, Streptophyta, Magnoliopsida, Cucurbitales, Cucurbitaceae. The record is from RefSeq and is a predicted model, not a curated record.
CUCAAAGCUCAGAACUGAGAGUCGAUCUUUCACCACUGGAAAACAGUUCAAUGCAACAAUGAAAAGAGAAGUUCAUUUGAGCAGUUCGUUUGGGAGUUUUCAAAUUUCAGUAGCUACCUCUACUCGAUAAGUUCCUGCAAGAUUCUGAUGAUAAGGUGUGCUUGUUUCGAUUCACAGGAUUUGUGUAUGUUUGAUUUCCGACGUUCGUUUUAAAUUCAAUCAUGACCACCAAUUUUUGAGAUCUGUUUGAUUAAAUUUUUGGAUUUGGUGGCAAUCUAUGCAUUUAUAUUCUCGAUUAUUGAAUUCUAUAUGAAUUUUGUGGUAUGAAAGAUUGAUUGCCCUAUGCUAAGAAGGAGCCGACGUUGUACGGAACCUCAGAGCUCGUUGAGCUUCUUUUUCCUUUUCUGAAAAGAAUGGCUGGUUUGGAUUCGAUAUGCUGCGAGACGAAUCUAUUUCUCCAAAGUGUAUUUGCUAUUGUCGUAAAAGGUCAUUGGAAGCACCUCUUGAAGCCCAAGAUAAGUUCUAGCCUGACAUCGAUAUCCAUCCACCAGAUUCUCCUCCAGCUAUCGUUUUAUUGUUCAGGUCCUUCACUUUCUUGGGCGUUUUUCAAGUGGGUUGAGUUGAUUCCUGAUUACAAACACUCUUUACAAUCCUCAUGGACCAUGAUAUGCAUUCUCACAGAGCACAAACAUUUCAGAACUGCACAAAAUUUGGUUGAAAAGAUUGCACAUAAGGAUUUCAUAUCCUCCCCAUCGGUUUUAAAUGCUUUGGCAACCACCUAUGAUAAUUCUGAUGUCAAUGCACAUAUUUUGAGCUGGUUAAUGAUAAUAUAUGUAAAUUGCAAGAUGUCCCAGGAUGCUAUUCAGGUUCUAGAAUAUAUGAGGCUUCAUGGAUUUAAGCCUCAUUUGCAUGCUUGUACUGUGCUUUUAAAUUCCUUGGCAAAGGAUAGGUUAACCGACUUGGUAUGGAAGAUUUAUAAGAAAAUGGUUCGAAUUGGAGUUGUUCCUAACAUUCAUAUAUACAAUGUGCUAAUUCAUGCUUGCUGCAAGUCUGGGGACGUUGAAAAGGCUGAACAACUAUUGAGUGAAAUGGAAUUGAGGUUUGUUUCCCCUGAUCUUUACACAUACAACACGUUGAUAUCUUUGUAUUGUAAAAAGAGUCUGCAUUAUGAAGCUUUGUGUGUUCAAGAUAGAAUGGAAAGGGGAGGAGUGAGCCCUGACAUUAUAACAUAUAAUUCCCUUAUAUAUGGGUUUUGUAAAGAGGGUAGGAUGAGAGAGGCUGUAAAGCUUUUUCGUGAAAUUAAGGAUGUUUCUCCCAACCAUGUUACAUACACCACGUUAAUUGAUGGAUAUUGUAGAGUAAAUGACCUUGAAGAAGCACUAAGAUUAUGUAAGGUGAUGGAAGCGAAGGGUUUGCAACUUGGGGUUGUGACUUAUAAUUCAAUUCUCCGUAAGUUAUGCGAGGAAGGCAGGAUAAGGGAUGCAAAUAAACUCUUGAAUGAGAUGGGUGAGAGGAAAGUUGAACCGGACAAUGUCACUUGUAACACAUUAGUUAAUGCUUACUGCAAAAUAGGAGAUAUGAAAUCUGCAUUGAAGGUGAAGAGCAAAAUGUUGGAUGCUGGACUGCAGCUCGACAGCUUCACGUACAAGGCGCUGAUUCACGGAUUUUAUCGAGUAAGAGAUAUGGAAAGUGCCAAAGAGCUCUUAUUUGUCAUGCUUGAUGCAGGAUUAUGUCCCGGUUAUUGUACAUAUUCAUGGCUAGUUGAUGCUUAUUGUAAACUAGGAAAUGAAGGAGCUAUCAUAAGUCUACUUGAUGAGUUUUUGACAAGAGGUCAUUGUGUUGAUUUAUCAGUUUAUAGGGCACUAAUAAGAAGGUUGUGUCACAGAGAAAGAGUUGGUUUUGCUGAACAAAUAUACAGCACCAUGCAACAGAAAGGUAUAUCAGGAGACAGUGUGAUAUAUACAAGCCUGGCAUAUGCUUACUGGAAAGAGGGGAAGUCGAAUCUUGCUUCAGAGAUGCUGCAUGAAAUGGCUAAAAGAAGACUAAUGGUAACCCUCAAGAUUUAUAGAUGUUUCAAUGCUUCUUAUGGAUGCGACAACCGAAUCUUGAAUCUAUUUUGGGAUCAUGUUUCAGAGGGAGGCUUACUGUCUAAGAGCAUCACCAAGGAAAUACAAAAAAUGAACUUGCAAACUGGUUGAUCAAAACCUUUGCUAUUGCUAAUUAGAAGAUAUGCAUUGGUUCACAUCAGCAUGGAUUGUUGAGCCAAUUCUAGUAUGAGAGGACCACUGUUAGAUGCAUUCCUUCGAUAGCCAGGGUUUCCGCCUAUUUCAAUUGAUCAGUCGUCGGUCAGUAAUCUUGUACUCUCGACUGAUUUAGCUUGCUUACCAAGCCACCCACUUGAGAAGCUAGUCGCCAGAAAGAAAAGAAGCGAGAGGAAGAAAGCUGUCGUAGAAGCAAAGUUUCCCCUGCAGUCGUAGUACUCAACUCGUCCCUACUUUGAUUCAAAAAGUCUCCGACGGUUCUCCACUUUCUCCAGUUUCUGCAACCGUAAUCAUUUGUCACUCCCAUUAUUUCAUCCAUCAACCUUUUUUUCUCAUUUCACGGGGUGAACCAAUAUUGGUUCAAGAACCACUCCACUGUGCGGACCCAUGACUUACAAACACUAAAACUUACGAUCAGUUAGAUCAAAGGAAAAAAGUUUAGAAAAUGAGCAUCAUGAUCAUAUCAGGAAGGGACAGGGUUUAUUACUCUAUCAGUUGUCGAUCCCAGCAGGAUGUCGAGAGGGUAUUAUGCGAUUUCAUACAUUGCCUCGUUCAGUUGAGCUUUGCAUUUGCAUCUCUCCAGGUACUACCAUUCUUCAUGACUUUGUUGUGCCUUUUUGUAUAGAUGAUUAAAAGUUAGCUAUGAAGUAUAGACUUCCGUACGCCGACAAUGUAGGUUCAUGUUGAACGUGGAUAUAUCCGAACACGCCCCAAACAUGUGUUGGAAGGAUUAAUGGACGAUCCGAACUAAAUUCAAAGUAAUUGUCACCAGAACAUUUACUACAAUUGGUAAGAAGAACAAGACUGCUUAGAAAAGAACUUUAGAUAGGAAAUUUCUUUCCAAUUGAAAAUGGAAGAAAAUAGAAUGGUUUUGGUCUAAUUCUAUUC